Hibiscus syriacus is the source of this 426-nucleotide messenger RNA. RefSeq lists its product as uncharacterized. The transcript has a single exon. The record is from RefSeq and is a predicted model, not a curated record. Lineage: Eukaryota; Viridiplantae; Streptophyta; Magnoliopsida; Malvales; Malvaceae. Bases 1 to 426 code for a protein of 141 amino acids.
AUGUGUAACGAGAGUUGCAAUUUCUCAUCGCACAGAGAGUCAUUGAGAGAGAAGAUGAAAUCGUCGAUGUGUUGUUUCGGUUUGGCGGCUGCAGCGGCACAUAUCGGAGACGGAGACGGCUUCGAGCCGUUGGAGGAGGAGGCGAAGUCGUCGAGAUCUCCGAGAUCGCCUCACAUAAAAGAAAAGUGCAGGAACCUAACGGCCUGGAUCUGGAAAGGAGGCCACAAGCACCACGGCUUCUCCGAUUUUAGUUACGAUCCGAUGAGCUACGCACUGAAUUUCGAGGAUGAGUCGAGCCGAGCUGACGAGUUUCCUUUUGUCAACUUCUCGUCGCGGCUUCCUUCUACGCCGGAACGAUCACCGGUGAUCAAGCAAUUUGGCGAAACGCCGGUGCUGGUAAGGAGGGAAAUCUAUACGUACAGUUGA